AUGCCCUUCGUAGCCAACACACCAGAGUCCCUCGUCAAGCGGACCGACUCCAAGAACCCCUCCACCACCUGUCGAGGCAUCACCUCCAGCGGACGACCAUGCAGGAAUGCCCUCGCGCCGUCUGACAAGCCUGCGCCCAAGCCCAAGUCGCGGAAGAAGGCACGCGCUCUCCCCGACCCUUCCGACCCGGAGAGCUACUGUUGGCGGCACAAAGACCAAGCAACUUCCAGCCCAGGGCCGCAGGCCAACGGGCCGAUCCCCGAAGGGCGGACGAGCGUAGACACCUUGACUGGCCGGCUUGGCCUCUUGUCGACGAACACGUCCCGUCCCGAGAAGCCUUCCCGUCCGCAUAACAGCUCUGGCUCCUCCGGGCGGCCCGAGAAGCCCUCCAAGGAGCUGUCCUUCUGCUGCUUCCGCAUUCCUCUCGACUUCAUCGAGGAAGAGCCGUCGCCACCGCCUCGACCUCACUCCUACCCCGUGCAGCCGUCCGGGUCUCCGAAGCCUCAGAAGCCUUCAUCGAACCAGUAUCUCGGACCUACUUCCGCCAAACCAUCGAAAUCAAGCCGGCCGAGUCUGGCCAGUCAGACACCCUCAGGUGGUUCUCAGACUUCGCAAUACCUUUCGCUCAUCCCACAAGAUGCCCCACCACAGACGGCGUCUCAGUUGAUGGGCGAGCUUGCCAAGCCUCUGUCCCAGAGAGACGAAGCGGGCUACAUCUACAUCUUCUGGCUGCAACCCGAGUCGGAGCUCUCCUCGCCUCCCACGCAGAAGGCCCGUUCUUUCCUCGACGAGACUGCCCGCGCGCUGCCCGACACGGAGACAAACACCCGCUCGAUUCUGGACCCAUCCGUCCCGGCGCGUCCCACCGGCCACGAGCGGAGACCUAGCGACAUCCUCCGCUCCUUCGCGGACCAGGCCGACUCGAUCGGCACGCGCAGCCCCACGACGACCCGCAGCCGCGGGCUCAGCAGCGGCGACGACAAGAAGACGCUGCUGCUCAAGAUCGGGCGCGCCAACAACGUCCAGCGGCGCAUGAACGAGUGGAAGCGGCAGUGCGGCUACGACCUGUCGCUCAUCCGCUACUACCCCUACGUCCAGACCGGCUCCGUCGUGGAGCCCAGGAAGAUGCCGCACAGCCACAAGGUCGAGAAGCUGAUCCACAUGGAGCUCGAGGGCCUCGGCCUGCGCGUCGCCUCUAGGGGCCCGUGUGAGGCUUGCGGGAGGGAACACAAGGAGUGGUUCGAGGUGGAUGCCUCUAAGAAUGGUGUCAUGAGGGUCGACGAGGCUAUCAAGAGGUGGAGCGACUGGGAUGAGGGCCGGACAUCUUGA
This is a messenger RNA of Diaporthe citri, 1329 nucleotides long. RefSeq lists its product as uncharacterized. The transcript has a single exon. Bases 1 to 1329 code for a protein of 442 amino acids. The record is from RefSeq and is a predicted model, not a curated record. NCBI's taxonomy places the organism in Eukaryota, Fungi, Ascomycota, Sordariomycetes, Diaporthales, Diaporthaceae.